AUGUCCACAUUUCAUGCAGCAUCUGCUGAUAUCUUUGGCGCACAACAACCUGCCGCUGCGAAGCCGGGCCCCAAGUAUGCUGGGGAAGAUAGUGCGGCCACGGAUAGCGAUGGAUCAAUAGAACAGAUGCGAGAGGAUAUUGGGUAUGGGGAGGACGAUCCUCAAGACAAUGAGGAUAUUGAUGACUCAGUGAAGGAAGAUAUGAGAAAACUUGAAGAUACAUUUCCCGGCAUAUCUGACAGAUUUCGGCUGGUGAACAGGAUCGGAGAAGGUACCUUUUCUACCGUGUACAAAGCAGAGGACCUUUUAUACGACCACUAUGAAAAUGACUGGGACACAUUUCAAGGCAAUCGCACGGAUGGUUGGACGGAUCCUCCGACUAAAAGACGACGGGUGGAAGGCGACAACGGCCGCUCAGUUCCGGUCAAACGAAGGAAGCCGCGGUUUGUUGCAUUGAAGAAGAUCUAUGUGACGAGCAGUCCCCACCGCAUUCAAAAUGAACUGGAGCUGCUACAUGAUCUUCGCGGUUGUCGAUCAGUUUGUCCGUUAAUCACAGCCUUCCGUUACCAGGAUCAAGUCGUGGCUGUCUUGCCUUUCUUUCCUCACACUGACUUUCGCAUUCAAUACCGCACGUUUAUGGUCGCUGAUAUGCGACAUUAUUUUCGAUCUCUAUUUACCGCGCUGCACUCGGUCCACAAACACAACAUCCUCCACCGCGAUAUUAAACCGACUAAUUUUUUGUACAAUCCUGAUCUUCGGGAAGGCGUAUUGGUUGACUUCGGCCUUGCAGAACGUGAGGGGUCUGAGUAUACAGGUACUUGCCUGUGUGCGAAUGCAACUUACAUACGCCGUAGUAGAUUUAACCACAGCUACCACCACACUCAUUGUUCACCGACAACACUGUCAGCUGGCUAUCCCAAGAACGACUCACGGCCAUCGAGGCGUGCUAACCGAGCAGGAACGCGAGGGUUCCGUGCACCUGAAGUCCUCUUGAAGUGCACCUCCCAGACAACCAAAAUAGAUAUGUGGUCUGCAGGCGUUAUUCUCCUGACCUUACUCGGGCGCCGGUUUCCAUUCUUUAACUCGGCUGAUGAUGUCGACGCGAUGAUCGAGAUGGCGAGUAUUUUCGGUACGCGACGCAUGAAGUCCGCAGCAGCCAUGCAUGGACAAAUAUUUGAAACCAACAUCCCUACCAUUGGUGAAAAGGGUUAUAGCUGGGAGAAACUUGUGAAAUGGGCCAGCUGUGUCGAAGAACUAACUGAAAGUGAGAAACAAGCCACUCGUUUGUUAGCUGGUCUCAUGGAACUGGAUCCCUAUAAACGUCUAAGCGCCAGGGAUGCCUUACAGCACGAGUUUUUCACUGACCCUAUAGACCAUGAUGUGGAAUGGGGAGGGCACCCUGAAGAUAGCGCGGACACUGGGGAAGAAGACGAGGACAAAGAAGAGGAGGCAGACGAAGUAGCAAUGAUAUAGAGCCUCUGAGCUAAUGUAUGAUAACGGCAUCUGGCGUGACGAUAGAAAAACCAAAUCAUGAUUGAAAUAAGCGAUCCAUGAUAUGUCUGAAUGAUCGGGUCUGGCAGUGAAUUCCCUGCGUGCAUACAGUUAGCGGGGACACUUCAUGGGUGCAACACGACAAAGGCAA
Aspergillus ibericus CBS 121593 is the source of this 1642-nucleotide messenger RNA. Its product is annotated as serine/threonine protein kinase CDC7. Gene Ontology annotation, cellular component: nucleus. The record is from RefSeq and is a predicted model, not a curated record. NCBI's taxonomy places the organism in Eukaryota, Fungi, Ascomycota, Eurotiomycetes, Eurotiales, Aspergillaceae. Gene Ontology annotation, biological process: protein phosphorylation; mitotic DNA damage checkpoint signaling. Gene Ontology annotation, molecular function: ATP binding; protein serine/threonine kinase activity. The transcript has 4 exons. The coding region runs from base 1 to 1473 and encodes 490 amino acids.